Messenger RNA from Mauremys reevesii (Reeves's turtle), 3273 nucleotides. It is a transcript of the gene TNK2, whose product is annotated as tyrosine kinase non receptor 2. The record is from RefSeq and is a predicted model, not a curated record. Bases 16 to 3138 code for a protein of 1040 amino acids. Gene Ontology annotation, molecular function: ATP binding; protein binding; protein serine/threonine/tyrosine kinase activity. NCBI's taxonomy places the organism in Eukaryota, Metazoa, Chordata, Testudines, Geoemydidae. The transcript has 15 exons. Gene Ontology annotation, biological process: negative regulation of epidermal growth factor receptor signaling pathway; regulation of keratinocyte differentiation; protein phosphorylation. Gene Ontology annotation, cellular component: extrinsic component of cytoplasmic side of plasma membrane.
ACGCUGCCCUGUAGCAUGGAGUCGGAGGAGGGCACAGACUGGCUCCUGGAGCUCCUGACCGAGGUGCAGCUGCAGCAGUACUUCCUGCGCAUCCGCGACGACCUCAACGUCACCCGCCUCUCGCACUUCGAGUACGUCAAAAAUGAGGAUCUGGAGAAGAUCGGCAUGGGGCGGCCUGGCCAGCGGCGGCUGUGGGAAGCCGUGAAGCGCAGGAAAGCCAUGUGCAAGCGCAAGUCGUGGAUGAGCAAGGUGUUCAGCGGGAAGCGCCCCGAGGCGGAGUUCCCGCCCCAGCCCCAGCCCACCUGCCCCAAGCUCUCCAGCCCGCCGCCCGCCGAGGAGGGGCAGCAGGCCCUGACCUGCCUGAUAAGCGAGAGGGACCUGACGCUCUUCGAGAAGCUGGGGGACGGCUCCUUCGGCGUGGUGCGGCGCGGCGAGUGGGGCACGCCCACCGGCAAGACGCUCAGCGUGGCUGUGAAGUGUCUCAAGACGGACGUGCUGAGCCAGCCGGAGGCGCUGGACGACUUCAUCCGGGAGGUGAAUGCCAUGCACUCUCUGGACCACCGCAACCUGAUCCGGCUCUACGGCGUGGUGCUCUCGCCCCCCAUGAAGAUGGUGACAGAGCUGGCCCCACUGGGCUCCCUGCUGGACCGGCUGCGAAAGAACCAGGGCCAUUUCCUCAUCUCCACGCUGUGCCAGUACGCUGUGCAGAUUGCCAUGGGCAUGGCCUACCUGGAGUCCAAGCGCUUCAUCCACCGCGACCUGGCUGCCCGCAACAUCCUGCUGGCCUCCAGCGACCUGGUCAAGAUCGGCGACUUCGGGCUCAUGCGGGCGCUGCCCAAGAACGACGACCACUACGUCAUGCAGGAGCACCGCAAGGUGCCCUUUGCCUGGUGUGCCCCGGAGAGCCUGAAGACGCGCACCUUCUCGCACGCCAGCGACACCUGGAUGUUCGGAGUCACCCUCUGGGAGAUGUUCACCUACGGGCAGGAGCCAUGGGUCGGCCUCAGCGGCAGCCAGAUCCUCCACAAGAUCGACAAGGAGGGCGAGCGGCUGCCGCGGCCCGAGGACUGCCCGCAGGACAUCUACAAUGUCAUGCUGCAGUGCUGGGCGCACAAGCCCGAGGACCGGCCCACCUUCUUGGCCCUGCGCGACUUCCUGCUGGAGGCCCAGCCCACGGACAUGAGGGCCCUGCAGGACGUGGAGGAGCCGGAGAAGCUGCACAUCCAGAUGAACGACGUCAUCACAGUCAUCGAGGGCAGGGCUGAGAAUUAUUGGUGGCGGGGUCAGAAUAAGAGGACCCUUAAAGUGGGGCAGUUCCCCCGAAACACAGUGACCUCCGUGGCAGGGCUGUCGGCCCACGACAUCAGCCAGCCGCUAAAAAACAGCUUCAUCCACACUGGCCAUGGAGACACCAACCCCCAGCACUGCUGGGGCUUCCCCGAUAAGAUCGAUGAGCUGUACCUGGGAAACCCCAUGGACCCUCCCGACGUGCUAGGUGUGGACCUGAAUGCAGCUAGACCCACCCAGCUCCCGAGCCGGGCGAAAAGGGAGCCACCACCUCGGCCACCGCAGCCGACCAUCCUCCUUACGAAGCCCUCGUACGACCCCGUCAGCGAGGAGGACUCCCUCUCCACAGGCCUCAAGCGGCUGUGCCUGAGGAAGCCGGGCCCCCCGAAGGGGCUGAAGCUGGCGAAGCCGUCGGCCUGGGUGUCGGGCACCAAGGUGGGCGAGCGGCAGCCGAGCCGGGCCAAGGGUGAGGGCCCCUCCUGCGGCGAGGCGCCGCUGAUUGACUUUGGGGACGAGCCGCCCCCCGCCACCCCCUCGCCAGUCGGGGAGCUGGGUGCCCCCUCCCUCGCCAGGCUGGCCAUGGAGGCUUUCUCCCUGCUGGACAAGACACCCCCCCAGAGCCCCACGCGGGCACUGCCCCGGCCCCUCCACCCCACCCCAGUGGUGGACUGGGACGCGCGGCCCCUGCCCCCGCCACCAGCCUACGACGACGUGGCGCAGGACGAGGCCGACUUCGAGGUGUGCUCCAUAAACAGCAUGGAGGGGCUGGGGGGGCGACCGACCUGGGACGAGGACGAGAAGGCAGCAGAGGAGCCGGGCUCAGCGCCGCUGGAGGACAAUCUCUUCCUGCCACCCCACGGGGCCAAGCAGCCCAGCCUGGCGCAGACCACGGAGAUCUUCCAGGAGCUGCAGCAGGAGUGCAUGAAGCGGCUGCACGUGCCCCGGAGCCCCGGGCCCGGCCCCAGCGAGGACAAGCCGCAGAUCCCGCCCCGCGUGCCCAUCCCGCCCCGGCCCCUGCGGAGGAACGAGCCCGGGCGCUGGUCGGGGGAGCUGUCCCCGGCCUCGGGGGGCGAGGAGGACCAGCCACCCCAGAUCCCGCCCCGCGACCCCUUAUCCCAGCCCAGCUCCAGGACUCCCAGCCCCAUGGCGCUGCAGGUGGGCUCCCCGCAGCAAAGGGCCGGCCUCUGCUCCCCCUUGGCCCUGGCCGCCUCCCUCUCCACCUCCCCGGGCAAGGCCAUGCCCACCACGCAGAGCUUCGCCUCGGACCCCAAGUACGCCACGCCCAAGGUUAUCCUGGCGCAGGACAAAGACAGCGCCAGGGGCCCCUGCAUCCUGCCCAUCGUCAAGAACGGCCGGAAGGUGAGCAACACCCACUACUACCUGCUGCCCGAGCCCCCGGCCUACCUGCACAAGUACCAGAAGUUCUUCAAGGAAGCCCGGAGCCCUGCGGAGCCGGCGCCCCACGUGGUCAGCACCGCCACCGUCCGGCCCAUGGUGCAGCAGCCCAACUGCUCGGCCAACAACAGCAACCCUGGCCCCCGGGGGGCGCUCAGGGCCUCCUGCAGCGCCCAGAACAUCAUCUACGACAGCAGCAGCGACGGCUGCCGGGCCGCCGAGAAAGUGCGGCUGGUGCAGGAGAUGGUGCAUGGUGUGACCACCGAGGAGUGCCAGGCCGCCCUGCAGAACCACGGCUGGAACGUCCUGCGGGCCAUCCAGUAUCUGAAGGUGGAGCAGCUCUUCUGCCUGGGCCUGAAGACGAGGGGGGAGUGCCACAGGGUCCUGGAGACGUUCGACUGGGACCUGGAGCAGGCCAGCUGCCACCUGCUGGACCCCGCCAGGCAGAAGCGGUGACGGCAGCAGGCCGGGAAGCAGAGUCAGACCUGGAGCAGGCACCUCCCACCUGCGCGGUGCCUGCCCCCCUCGUUGGAUUGAGCCGGCCGGAGCAGGGGCUCGGGCCCGGUGAGGGGCAGCCCCCAGGACCCCAGA